Molecule: messenger RNA, 1182 nt
Organism: Lactuca virosa
Lineage: Eukaryota; Viridiplantae; Streptophyta; Magnoliopsida; Asterales; Asteraceae
Source: the annotation of a GenBank genome assembly
AUGGAAAAUCCCAAUUCUAGAUCACUCUCCCUCAUCCACUCAAUAUCCCCUUACCCAACUCAAUCCAAUCCCAUCACCGAUUUCAAUUCGUUCUUCACCCAUAUCAACACCGUUAUCCUGUCAUCGCCAUCACCACGACAACCGUCAACCAAUCUCAAAUUCGCAUCAACAUCAAUCUCAUUAGAAACCUCACAAUCUCAAUUCGAUAAACCCCAAUCUCUAAACUGGCUCAAACCCACCACUCGAGGCUCACCCCAGUCUAUCGCUCUGUUCAAGACCCUUUCAGUUUUCGAACGCGCCCUCAUCGGCGCCGGUGCCGGCGGAAUCGCCGGCGCAUUCACGUACGUGUGUCUCCACCCACUCGACACCAUCAAAACAAAACUACAAACCAAAGGUGCAUCUAAGAUUUACGACAACACCCUCGAUGCCGUCGUCAAGACCUUUCAAAGCAAGGGAAUUCUAGGGUUUUAUUCAGGCGUUUCCGCUGUUAUUGUCGGGUCAACCGCCUCUUCCGCCAUUUACUUUGGGACCUGUGAAUUCGGUAAAUCGGUGUUGUCGAAAUUGCCGAAUUUCCCAUCUGUUCUAAUCCCUCCAACAGCUGGUGCAAUGGGUAACAUAAUGUCUUCAGCUAUUAUGGUGCCGAAGGAAUUAAUCACUCAACGAAUGCAAGCAGGAGCAAAAGGUAGAUCUUGGGAGGUUUUGUUAAGGAUUUUGGAGAAAGAUGGCGUUUUGGGUUUGUACGCAGGUUACUCAGCGACAUUGCUGAGGAACUUGCCUGCUGGGGUUUUGAGCUAUUCAUCUUUCGAGUACCUAAAAGCUGCAGUUUUGAGGAAGACGAAACAGCCCAAUUUGGAGGCGUUUCAGAGUGUUUGUUGUGGGGCAUUAGCUGGUGCCAUUUCUGCUUCAUUGACAACACCAUUGGAUGUAAUGAAAACCAGGUUGAUGACUCAGAUUCAUUCAGAAAAGAUUUCUUACGGUGUUUCUGAAAUGGUGAAGCAGAUUUUGAAGGAAGAAGGGUGGGUAGGAUUCACAAGAGGAAUGGGACCUAGAGUUGUUCAUAGUGCUUGUUUUUCAGCUUUAGGGUAUUUUGCAUUUGAGACAGCUAGGCUUACGAUUUUGCAUGAGUAUCUUAGGAGAAAGGAGCUUGAUCUUGCUUCUACUGGAGUUGUCACUUCCACCUAA